This is a messenger RNA of Ostreococcus tauri, 432 nucleotides long. Its product is annotated as GRIM-19. Lineage: Eukaryota; Viridiplantae; Chlorophyta; Mamiellophyceae; Mamiellales; Bathycoccaceae. The record is from RefSeq and is a predicted model, not a curated record. The transcript has a single exon. The coding region runs from base 1 to 432 and encodes 143 amino acids.
AUGACGGAGGUGGUGACGCGCGGUCAGCGCGGCGUGCGCUCGGUGCGCGACCUGGUGAUCGCGCAGGACGGGCCGCCCCCGGGUGGGUACCCGGCGAUCCGCUACGGACGACGGAUCCCGUCCACGGGACCGACGGGGGCGGCGUUGUUGGCGGUGUACGCGGGGAUGUUUACGUAUGGGUUUUAUCAAAUCGGCGUCGGGAACGCCGAGCGUCGAGCGCUCAGGGAGGAGAAGACGGAGGCGCGGGCGACGAUCGUGCCGUAUUUGCAAGCGGAGGAGGAUAGACGGUACGCGCGGGCGCGACGGGCGAAGAUGGCGGCGGAGGCGGAGAUCAUGAAGGGGAUCGAUGGAUGGCGCGCGGACGCGCGAUUGACCGAGACGCGAUGGACGCCGCCGGGGGCGAGCACGCGACCGAGCUUGAGCAAGUCGUGA